Messenger RNA from Tympanuchus pallidicinctus (lesser prairie-chicken), 2768 nucleotides. RefSeq names its product ras homolog family member H (gene RHOH). Bases 1721 to 2296 code for a protein of 191 amino acids. Gene Ontology annotation, biological process: small GTPase-mediated signal transduction. The transcript has 2 exons. Gene Ontology annotation, molecular function: GTPase activity; GTP binding. The record is from RefSeq and is a predicted model, not a curated record. Lineage: Eukaryota; Metazoa; Chordata; Aves; Galliformes; Phasianidae.
UCCAGAUACAAAAUGGAUUUGAUAGAAUUGGUAAAAUUAGGAAAACAAAUUGUUGGAAAGAAAUCCUUCAGCAGCUGAAACUCAGCCACGUGUGAUUCCAAGCUUUUGUGCAGGCAAGGCAAGAUUUUAAAUGAUGUAGUGUCAGACCAAGACUGUAACAUAGUACUAGAGAAGGGAACCAAAUCUUCUGCAAACAUUUACACAACCGUCUGUAUACUGAUGGGUAGAGGUGACCUGUACUGGCCUGUCCUUUAAAGGACAUUGUUUUCUAUUGAUAUUUCAUCUAAAGGUUUUUCCAUUAAUUGAGAUGAGCUUAUGUAACCAUUUUAAUACAUUACUACUUCUCCUCUCCUGAGGCCAGGUCAACAACAGGCUGCACGAGAGCUUUAACACACCUCUCCAAUAUGCGCUUACAUGGUCCCUGCUAUACAUGAUAGCAUGUGAACUCAGCUGGCUGCAAAGAAAGGCAAGAUCAGGACUGACUCCAGUUUGCCCUUGGGACCAGAACAUGGGCCUGGUUGUGUACAGUUGAUCAGUGAAUUAUAUCCUUACUGAUCCCUUCCAACUUGGGAUAUUCUAUGGUUCUCUUUGCUUUAAAUUCUCUGCACUGUCACAGCGGACUACUUUGUCUUUUAUUACUGUGUGUUGACUAGCCUUUUCUGGGCUUUGACCAUUUGUAUAUUUUCCUUGUAAAGCUGCCAGAAAAUUAGACCUGGUUAUCACUAAUCUGUGUACCUCAACAGUCCUUUUCUCCAUCUUUCUCUUCUUUGGUGUUUGUGGAAUAGCAGAAGUUGUGCUUGGGCAUUCUAAUUUUUCCCCACAUUCAAAUAUACACAAAGUAGUGAAACUAAAGGUGUUUAAGAGUUCUUACAUCAGGGAAAUGUUUGUUCUGAGGAAAAGACCUGGUACGUGCUGUAUUUCUCCUGGGAGCUCUUUUGUCUGAAUUAUGAUCUACUGGCUUGUGAUGAACAGUGGUGUCUUAAAACUGUACUGCUGACACAAUAUUGAAGUAGAAUACCCUGAAGGAAAGACAGUGAUGCACUUAAGUAAUUAUACCACGUAUCCUGGGCCGGCUUUUUGAAUGUUCAUAGUUACCUUUUGCAAAUAUCUUGUUUCAUUCCCUUGUGUGCUUGUUUGAGGAACACAGGAGUAACAGUAAAGUUAUCCCCGUCGAAGCCUUAAAGCUGAGCAUCCAGCUGCUGCCACCAGCGCUCGGUCUGGCAGAGCAGCCCAUUCAGUUCCCAGCAGACAGCAGUGCCGGUGUCUCGGCCUCCAUCUCACUUCCUAGAAGUGGCCGCGAUGGUGAGCACACCGACCAGGAAGUGACGUCUGUCGCAGUGGCUCCUGCAAACACCCGUCACUCGGGGAAGCACAAACCUGCCCCGUAGCCCAUAGCCACUGCUAUAAAGCAACACGCCCCAUCUGAGCUCUGGCACAUCUUCCUUCAGCUGAUGUGUUGGGUGAGAGAAAUGCAGGCAUGCUGGCAGCAUGAGAGGAGAAACAUCAUUUGACUCACUGAAGAAUUAAAUCCAACAGCACUGCAGAGCCGCGUGGGAGAGAAGGGGAUUUUAGACUCAAGUGGCAGAAUCAAGUCUUCAGAAGUAAAGACAUUUGGAACAGCUUCUCCCCAAAUGGAAGUUAUUUAGACAGCCCCUGAGACCUCUCUGCAUCCUGCUUCUGCCGCACCGGGACGGUGUUCUUGGCCCCGGUCUUAAACAAAAUGUUGGAUUCUAUCAAGUGCGUGCUGGUGGGAGACUCUGCAGUGGGAAAAACAUCUCUCUUGGUACGUUUCAUCUCUGACACUUUUCCAGACAACUACAGACCCACUGUGUAUGAGAACACUGGAGUGGAUGUGUUCAUGGAUGGCGUACAGAUUAGCCUAGGCCUUUGGGACACAUCUGGAAGCGAUGCCUUCAAAGGCAUUCGCCCCCUGUCCUACCAACAGGCAGAUGUGGUGUUAAUGUGCUACUCUGUGGCAAACCACAACUCCUUUCUGAAUCUGAGGAGCAAAUGGAUUGGCGAGAUCCGCAACCAUCUGCCCCGCGUCCCUGUGCUGGUAGUGGCCACGCAGACCGACCAGCGUGAAUCGGGGCCCUACCGCUCCUCCUGCAUCAGCUCGAUGGACGGCAAGCGGCUCGCCCAGGAUGUGCGAGCCAAAGGCUACUUGGAGUGCUCAGCCCUCAGCAACCGCGGUGUGCAGCAGGUGUUUGAGUAUGCUGUGCGGACAGCAGUCAAUCAAGCCAAGCGGCAGAACAGGCGGAAACUCUUCUCCAUUAACGAGUGCAAGAUCUUCUGAGGACUGCCAGCAGUGGUUUUGCCUACGUUCGUUGUUUCUGCCUUUGCACAAAGAUGCUGCGGCAGAGAUAAUGGGAGCGAAUCAAAGACAGGAGGACUCCUGCCAGGACGGUGGUACAGGUGGCCCCAGUAAAACAGAUGUGCACUCUGUCAGUUCUGUUCCCCUACCCAACACACAUGGGCGCUAUCUUUAAAAAUGACAGAUGCAGGCAGGGGCCUUUGUUCACAGCCCUGUGUUUGUAAUUUGCCGUCCUGGACUGAAGCAGACCCAACCUAGAGAUUUACGGUUCAUAGUUGUGCAGAUUUUGUUAUCAGUGUUCCUCAGCUGUUGGUUUGUCUGCAUUUAUUUCAUGACAAACUUCACCUGGAUCAACCUCCCCUCUUGACAUAUCUGUCUGUGUGUGUUGGUUUUGUUUUUUUUAAGAAUCUAAUGCAUAAAAUCUGACCACUGUGUAUCUAUUUAAAAGAUUCUU